Chelonia mydas (Green sea turtle) is the source of this 7141-nucleotide messenger RNA. It is a transcript of the gene ENC1, whose product is annotated as ectodermal-neural cortex 1. The transcript is spliced from 3 exons. The record is from RefSeq and is a predicted model, not a curated record. The coding region runs from base 2200 to 4065 and encodes 621 amino acids. Gene Ontology annotation, molecular function: protein binding. Lineage: Eukaryota; Metazoa; Chordata; Testudines; Cheloniidae.
GUGCUGAGUGCUGUUGGUAUGCUUAGCAUUGCAGCAGUACACAGCGGGAUACAUAGUCCCGGAUGCAAAGAACUUGCAAUCAAAGACUCCAUCCUGCAGUGAAUAUCACCCAGGGGGGAUCCCUGUGUCUGCUUGGUCCCCCAUUGACUUAACUGGGGAUGCCCAAGAGUGCAGGGAUCUGUCCACAUGUAGCUCGUGUUAGGAUGAGCACCGAAGGUCCUAAUCCUAUAAAACGCUAAAUGCUGCCUGGGGAUGUUGAGUGCCUGCAUCUCCUACUGACUUCAGAGACUGGAAGCUGAGGUGGCUCCACACCCCACAGGAGGCACUCAGCCUCUUGCAGGAUUGGGCCCUACAUGUGAGACAGACCAAUCCAGAAAAACAUACAGAAUGUUGUGUAUUUGAAUCAUAACAACUUAUGAAAUGACAAAAUCCUGUAACGGUUUUAAAAUCUGGCUCCACAAUGUUUGCCAAAUGAGGGUUGAUCUUCCCACUUUUGCAUCUAAACUGUUGAUGCACCAAUACGCAGAGCCAUGAUCCUCUGUGUAAUUCUGUAGCCACAACAAAUCUGAAAUUGAGGUACAUGUUCAGUUUAACCUUUGGCAAGAGGGUAAAUGGGUACAUUUAGUCCUGGAUUAGUGUAUGUGACCCUUGAAUGUCCUCUGAAUGAUGAUUAUUUGUCAGGUAAUGCAAUUAUAUUUAAUGGGUAUUGCAAUUAUACUUACCAUGUAAAAGUAGUUGCAUGCAUUUUAAUAGCAUACUUGGCUACUUGUAUUAACCUAAAACAUUGGUCCAAAGUACUUUGUGCAGCUCAUGUUUUCAGUCACAAUGAAGAGGGCUUGAUCUAAACCUUACCGAAGUAACUGAAAAGAUUCCGAUAGAUUUUAGUGGGCUUUGGAUCAGGCCUGAUAAAGACAAACCCUAUGUAUUUCCCAUGUUGCUCCUUCUUUAAAGUCCUGAUGAUAAUCAUUAGGAAAUUAAGUUCCAGCUUAAAAGAAAGAGGUUGCAGUAUUUUGGUGCUUAUUUGAGCAUGACCAUGAAGUCAAAGGCAAAUCAUAAACUUCCUAUUGUCUGUGAUAUGCCAUUUGUGCAGAGCUAUGCCAUACUGCUGCUUGCUUGGAGCAGAGCACAGGUUAUUUGGUAUGCAGCAAUCCAUGAGCAGGUGUAUGAGAAGUCUAUAAUUUCGCAGACAUAAAUGUAAUAUUAUUAAAUGCUGGAAAAAUCAGGUUUUUAUUCUGUUGUGAGUUCUAGCCUAUGAUUUCCAAAAGAAUGAAAGGAAUAUUGUAUUGAUUUUUAGAAUGACAUACAGACCUCUGAGGCUAUUUGGAUUCUUACAUCGUCUCUUUAUCAGAGCACUGGUCUGAGGGCAAUGGGCAAAGUUUUCCUCUAAAAAACAUGAACCCUGUGGAAGUGGAAUGAUGUCUUAAUUAGCAGCAUAGAAGUAUAUGUUCAGGAAUAUAAAUGGGGAGGGGAAUUUCAUGGUAAUCAGAGAAGCUGAACUCCUUCACCAAACCUCUUCCCCACCACCAUCUAUCCAGGCUGUAGAGCACCAGUGAAGCUGUUUCAUGAUGGCUGCUACUGCAGCCCCUGGUCUGCAGUAACUUCUGUGGAUGCUGUGUAGUCUGUCACCUGUGUGAUUUGGUCAAUGGAUCUGUGUAGAUGCAAAUCUAGAGCCUGUGUCCCUGAUAUGUCCCCAUAGCACACAUCAGUUCAGUUUAAUUCAGGGCCAACCACUUGCCUUACUUAAUCCAGAAGAUUGGCCCAUACGAAAUACAUAAACUUGCAAAUGGUUGGAAGGGACCAUGGAGGGCAGUUGAAUCCUUCCAGGGUCACAUAUAACUUGUUUCCCUUAAGAUGGGAGCAAAACAGCCCUGGUUUUGAAAGGACGGGGUAGCAAUGUAGAAUAUUCUUUCCUCCCACCCCCAAACCAACAACUGCAGACUCUUGUGCUCUGAGAGCCUAACUCAGGGGGACUGCAGAAUAGCAGUCCUGCAUUGAUAUCAGCAGACAGUACAAUCGCAUUACCCUGCCAAGACUGUAAGCACAUACUGUCACCCAGUAGCAGGCUUCCACUGGAGAUAUACAAGAUGUAGAUCUCUAUAAUAUUUAGCCAUGAUAUUGUAAUAAAGCUUUGGUCAUGUAACAAUAUCCUUGCAAUGUUAUGUGUCUCUGUCUUAUCUUUCCCACUCCCUGCUGUUGGAUAUGGAACCAUUAUAUCAAAAGAAAUCAUCAAAAUGGAAUGAGUACAUUCUUGUUCUCCCAUGCAGUUUUUUUACAUUCCAAGAGGUGUGGCAGAAAAUGUCAGUCAGCAUGCAUGAGAAUCGCAAGUCUAGAGCCAGCACUGGCUCUAUAAACAUAUACUUAUUCCAUAAAUCAUCAUAUGCUGAUAGCGUCCUUACUCACCUGAACCUUCUACGCCAACAAAGGCUUUUUACAGAUGUACUUCUCCAUGCUGGCAACAGGUCAUUCCCUUGCCACAGAGCUGUCCUAGCUGCAUGUAGUCGCUAUUUUGAAGCAAUGUUCAGCGGUGGACUUAAAGAGAGCCAGGCUAGUGAAGUCAAUUUUCAUAAUUCUAUUCAUCCAGAAGUUUUAGAACUUCUGCUGGACUAUGCAUACUCCUCCAGGGUUAUCAUCAAUGAAGAGAAUGCAGAGUCCCUGCUAGAGGCUGGAGACAUGCUAGAAUUCCAGGAUAUCAGAGAUGCUUGUGCAGAGUUUCUGGAGAAGAACCUUCAUCCCACCAACUGCCUUGGCAUGCUGCUGCUGUCAGAUGCUCACCAGUGCACCAAGCUUUAUGAACUCUCUUGGACGAUGUGUCUUAGCAACUUCCAAACCAUCAGUAAAACUGAAGAUUUUCUCCAGCUGCCAAAAGACAUGGUUGUGCAGCUUCUUUCCAGUGAAGAACUAGAAACUGAAGAUGAAAGAUUAGUAUAUGAGUCAGCUAUUAACUGGGUUAACUAUGAUCUGAAUAAGCGCCACUGUUAUCUCCCUGAACUAUUGCAAACUGUGAGACUGGCUCUCUUGCCAGCCAUCUACCUUAUGGAGAAUGUAGCCAUGGAAGAACUUAUCACUAAGCAAAGGAAAAGCAAAGAUAUAGUAGAAGAAGCAAUAAGAUGCAAGCUAAAGAUCUUACAGAAUGAUGGUGUGGUCACCAGUUUGUGUGCCAGACCUCGUAAAACUGGCCAUGCACUGUUUCUUCUGGGGGGCCAAACCUUUAUGUGUGACAAGCUGUAUCUGGUGGACCAAAAGGCAAAAGAGAUCAUUCCAAAGGCUGACAUCCCAAGUCCACGGAAAGAGUUCAGUGCUUGUGCUAUUGGCUGCAAAGUGUAUAUCACUGGAGGUCGGGGAUCAGAAAACGGAGUCUCCAAAGAUGUUUGGGUGUAUGACACUCUUCAUGAGGAGUGGUCAAAGGCUGCCCCCAUGCUGGUAGCUAGGUUUGGGCAUGGUUCUGCUGAACUCAAACACUGUUUGUAUGUAGUAGGAGGACACACAGCAGCAACUGGUUGCCUUCCAGCUUCCCCUUCAGUAUCCUUAAAGCAAGUAGAACAGUAUGACCCUGUGACCAACAAAUGGACAAUGGUUGCACCACUUCGAGAAGGAGUAAGCAAUGCAGCUGUAGUUAGUGCAAAGCUUAAGCUAUUUGCUUUUGGUGGCACCAGUGUUAGCCAUGACAAGCUGCCCAAAGUUCAAUGUUAUGAUCAAUGUGAAAAUAGAUGGACAGUACCAGCCACCUGCCCCCAGCCCUGGCGCUACACAGCUGCAGCUGUUUUGGGUAACCAGAUUUUUAUUAUGGGUGGAGAUACUGAAUUCUCUGCAUGCUCAGCUUAUAAAUUCAACAGUGAAACAUACCAGUGGACUAAGGUGGGAGAUGUGACAGCUAAGCGAAUGAGCUGCCAUGCAGUAGCAUCUGGAAACAAACUAUAUGUAGUGGGAGGCUAUUUUGGGAUUCAAAGAUGCAAAACAUUGGACUGCUAUGAUCCCACAUUAGAUGUAUGGAACAGCAUAACCACAGUGCCCUAUUCACUAAUUCCCACAGCAUUUGUCAGCACAUGGAAACACCUCCCCUCAUAACUGUGUGUGUGUUGCGAUUGCAGCUUGCCAGUUUGCUCUGUUAGUUGGAGAAGAGACUUGGAAUCUCAGCUACGGAGAAAUGGUUUUAAUGAAGAAAAAUUGUUCAGAGUCUUUGAGUUUGAAGAAAAAUAUCUGCACCUUGUAAAUUAUCUAACCUGGACAUGAAGGAAUGGGAGGAAAAAACUGUCUUUGGUGCAUCAGCACAUGGUUUAAAUAUGAAAGAAUGAACCUAUGGUCUGAUUCCUUGUACUAGUAAUAGUGGAUUAAUGUCAGUGUUAAUCAGACCUUAAAGGGAGGGGACGGGGAAAAGGAAAAACAAAAAAAGUCCAGAACUUUCCAUAGCUGUGCAACCUACAACUCUCGAUUUUCAUGGACUCCAUUGUGUGUGCGUGAAAUUUGAAAUGGUUGUCACCUCUCACUGUGACAGUUUGAAGUGUCAGCACCAGCUGCCGGGGAAGCAGGCCAGGUCUGAAACAGUGAGAUGUCGCCGUGAAUGAAGAUACAGCUGUGUCACUGCAGAGUACUGCUGCAGGAAUGAACUUGUUUAUAGGCAGUGUCUGAAGAAUCCAUUCGAUUGUCCUAUCUGCAGUGAGUGACCCUUCAUUGGAUAAGGAACAGCACAAUUAAAAAAUAAAAGGUUUUUGCAAUAGUGGGGAACUAAAAAGAACUCAUUUUCCCCAAAUGUUUUCUUUCCCUUCCUCCAUGUAUUUAUAGGUGACUUAAACUGUCCCAUUCCUGUUACGUUACUUGUAGAUGUAGCUAUUUAUUGUUCAGUGCUUGCAUGCUGAAACAAUGCCUGCAGUUGUCUUCAUGUUGUAAGGAUUUGUGUGAUUUGUUGUUUGUUUUGCACAUUUUGUGGUCUCUGACUCGCUCUGCUGCACACAAAAAAGAAAACUGUUGAAUAAUAGUUGGAGGUGGGAGCGAGUGAUGGGAUGGCUUCCUCAGUCGGAAAUGGAAGGAUUACAAGGCAGGAUCUUAAAUUACACACAUACUAAAGGAAGAAGCCAUGGAGGUCACUUUCUCAGGCCACCAACUCCCCAGGUUAGAUGUGGUUUAUCCUGUAGAUAGCGUCCCUGCUCCUUUUCAUUGGCCUGUUCAUGCCUUUCAAUUUCUUAUCUGGAACUAGCCAAAACUAUAGACAGCUUUCUCUUUGUGCAGCUUCUCUAUUACCUAGAAGAUGCUGUGGGAUGGUUUCUGUACACAGAGCCCCAAGAAAGGCAUUGGCCAAAAAGUUAUUUAUUUAUUUAUUUAUGAGUUUAGACUAUGGGACAUUUACCAUAACCACAUUUACCUGAUUGAGUGGAGUCUGGCUGACUCACAAAAACAAAAUAGAUUAGUAGUGAACUAGUUAAAAAACAAAACAAAAAACCAACAAAAAAACGAACAACUUGCACUGACAGGAUUGGCUCCUCUCUGCACGGAAGUGGGAUGAAUGAGUGCCAUGGUGUCAAAGACCCGAAAGGUGUGGCACGAUUGUUACGAUGAAGCAUGAAAAAUUGCAGAACUAGAACUUAAAAAUAAUCCUCAAACUUUGCUGCAUCUUUUAUUUUCACACAGCCCAGAGAUGAGUCUUCAGACACUUUGGUAUUGAGAAAUGUCAAAUAUAAUCAUGAUAAACCAAAGGAUUAAAAAAAAAGAAUGCCCAUUUUAUUUGCUCAGGCUAGUCUUGAGUCGGGUAUGAACCCAUUCAUUUCUUCUUCUGUUUCACAGGUGCUUUCCUUGCCAGAUUUCAUUGUGAAGCACGUGUUGUGUUUUUCAUAAGUCUGUUGAGCCCAACUUAAUAAUGAUGUGGUCAACAACAUGGUUGUAGUAUUCUGCUGCAGUAUAAAUAAAAGAUUCUUAGUUGCAUGCAUGCAAAAACAAAAGUGAUAAUGUUGAUGUUUGCAUUUCUCUCUAUGAUGGUGAAGUCACUGUGCUCUUUAAGCUUACCAUCUGAAAAUGUUUACAGUGAUCACCCUUAAAUUUUUCUCACAAGGGAAGAAUUUUUAAAGGGUGACCCAAGGUUUGACAUGAACAGGACUCCACAACUAUGUAGUAAACGAGUUACAGUUGUAGUUCCACUAGGUUAGGUUGAGCUGUUGAAGUAUUAAAACAUCAGUCCCCUUCUUCUACAUGGCUUUAAACGAUAGACAUGCUUCUUAGGUAGAGCACCUUCCUAUAAGCCCGAGUUGCCCCAGUAAAGUAAAUGGGCUGGAUUCUCCACUGCCUUGUAGGUGGGAUAGUUAUUCACACCUGUGCAAUGUGGGUGUAAAAUGCUCCCAAAUCCAAAUAGUCACGUUUUACCUCCUCCUCGCAUAGGUGUCUGUGGCUACACAAGUUACAGGGAAGUGAAGUGUUGGGUCCAAUGAGACGACUCAUUUGACUAAAGGUAUAUCUGAUCAAGCCCUCCGUUUUCUUUAUUGGAUGAAGGGAUAUAUAUAGUUCUGUCUUGAAGCUGCACCGUACAUUGCUAUUUAGCUUCUGACAAAAAUCUGUUUUCUAAUACCAUGUAACUUCUGAAAGUGGGAUGAAUUUUCUGCAGCUGUUUUCAAAGUUGUGGUGUGCUUUCAACUGCUUGAUUAAUUCCUCUGUGUAGGCUGAAGGAAACUGAAGUCAGGGUGGGCCUCGGGCCCUGCAGGGAAUAUUCUGGGCUUCUGCUCUUUGAAUUGAUGUGGGAAUUCUGGCUUACUACUUGACCAUUCCAGUCGUGCAAAACAUCCCACACUUUGAAGCAAAUGCAAUUCACAGCAGAGUGCACACAAAAACCUUGGCAUAGGACGGGAAGGUUCUUCUUAUUUUGUAGGCUGGUUGCUGUAGAAACUUAUAACAAAGGACAGCCUUCCACUUCUGGUAUAAUUGUGUAGACCCUUUUCUCUAGGCCUGACACCUGUCUAAUAAGAGUGAUUAGAGCUGAAUAAUGCCCCUUCCCUGACUAUUGAAGUUGUGGUUCACAUACUAACAGAAAACUGUACAAGUGAAGAAGGAAAAUGUCUAUGUUCUGUCUCUGUUUGCUACUAUAUUUUAAGGUUUUGUAAAACUGCAUUUUUUUUUCACAAUGUGAAACUGAAGGUCAAUAAAUUAUUAGAGAUUUUCUCUU